CACACCACACCCCCCACUCCCCAGUCUAGCGACGGAGUGGGCAGAGACGAGGCGUGACACCACCCCCCACUCCUCAGUAUCAUCAACCUGCAACUACUGGAUCUGCAGGCUGCGCGUUGUCCCCGAGGUCCAGGCUGUCGGACUCGGCCGGCGGCAGCACGCCGUCCCCGAGCUUCAGAAGCCGGAUUCGGCGGGGCCUCGUCGUUCUCCAUCCUCGGCAGCGUCACCUCCCGACUAGUGGCGGCAACUACACAACGGCAGGUCCGCAGUCGUCCACAAGUUUGAGGCUUGAGCUAUUCUGAAGCCUCCCCACACAGCAAAGCUAGAGUCCUGAGAGCGCGAGCGUGCUGAGACAUGGAACUCGCAGUGGGGGCCAUGGGCUCCCUCCUCCUCAAGCUCGGCAAGCUUCUAGAGGAGCAGUACAAGCUUCAGAAGAGCGUGAAGAGUGACUUCCAGUAUCUUCAAAGAGAGCUGCAGAGCAUGCAUGCUGCCCUGAGCGAGGUGGCGGAGGUGCCCCGAGAGCAGCUCAAGCAGCAGGACAGGCUUUGGGCCACUGAUGUGAGGGAGCUGUCCCAGGACAUAGAGGAUGUCGUGGAUAACUUCCUAGUUCGCAUCGAGGGCCCUAAAUCUGAGCCAGCUGCUAACCCGGAUUGUUUGAGGGGGCUCAUAGUGAAUAUGACCAAGUUGAAGAAAUGGAAGGCUCGCCGUCAGAUUGCUGCCGCCAUUAAAGAUAUCAAAGAGCAGGUCCAUGAAGUGGCCAACCGAGAUGGCAGGUACAGGGGUCCUCAUGGUGUGGUUUCGCAUCUAACUGCAAUUGCAGCCACACGGGUCACAACCACUGUGGAUCCUGUCCUGAUAGCCCUGUAUGGAGACCAGAAAAAACUUAUUGCCAUUAGUGAUGCAAAGGAUGAGAUUAUCAAGAAGCUCUCUGAGGGGGAUGAUGUAUCCAUGAAACACCUCAAGAUACUUUCUGUCGUUGGAUUUGGAGGAUUGGGCAAGACAACUCUUGCUAAAGCAGUAUAUGAUGAGCUUCGAGGGCAGUUCGGUUCUUGGGCAUUUGUGACGGUUUCUCAGAAUCCUGACGUAAGAAAAGUUCUUAGGGACCUUCUAUAUCAACUUGACAAUGAGAAGUAUAAGGAUUUGGGUGGAGCAAUAUUAUUCAUGGCUGAAACAGAACUCAUUGAAAAACUCCAAGAAUCACUUAGGACUAAGAGGUAUUUCAUUGUCAUUGAUGAUCUAUGGGAUGUAAAAGUAUGGGACACUAUCAGAUAUGCUCUGGUGGAUAGUAAUCAGGGAAGCAGAAUAAUCACUACAACACGCAAUCGUGAUGUUUCUAAAGCGUGUUGCUCUUUUAAUGAUGAUAUAAUUUACAACAUGAAACCUCUUUCAGAGACUAAUUCCCAGAUUCUCUUCCAUAAAAGAAUAUUUGCAAGCGACACUGGUUGUCCUCGGGAGCUGGAGCAAGUGUCUAAAGAUAUCUUGAAGAAAUGUGGCGGGGUGCCAUUAGCUAUUAUUACUAUAGCUAGUCAUUUGGCUGGUGAUCAGCAGAUAAAACCAAUGGAUCAAUGGUAUUCUUUGCUGAACUCUAUUGGACGUGGACUUACAAGAGGUGGGGAUGUGGAGGAAAUGAGGAGGAUAUUAUCUCUUAGCUACUAUGAUCUCCCUUACCGUCUAAGAACUUGUUUAUUGCAUCUAAGUAUCUUUCCGGAAGAUACUGAAAUUAGUAAAGGUCGGUUGAUCAAGAGAUGGAUAGCUGAAGGCCUUUUCCAAGGUGAAAAUCAUGAAGCUAGCCUAUUUGAUCUUGGAGAGAGUUACUUCAACACACUCAUAAAUAGAAGCAUGAUUGAACCGGUAGGCAUCAGUGUUGAAGGCAGGGCGAGAGCUUGUCGUGUACACGACAUGAUGCUUGAUCUCAUAUGUGACUUGUCAAGUGAAGAAAAUUUUGUUACUGUAUUGGAUGUUAUCAAGGGAGACACACCUCUGGAAAGAAAGAUCCGCAGGAUGUCCCUCCAAAAAAGCAUGGAAAAUCUUGCCACCAUUUGGUUGGAUAGCGCAAGCAUGUCACAAGUGAGGUCCUUCACUAUUUUCAGUCCUGCUUCUAAUCAGAUGCCUUGUCUUUCGAGAUUUCAAGUUUUACGUGUUUUGGAUCUAGAAGGUUGUUGUCUCGGGGAAAGUUGGCAUCUUAAUCUGAGGCAUAUUGGGAAACUUUUACACCUGAGGUACCUAGGGCUGAGGGGCACACAAGCUCAUGAGCUCCCUAUGGAAAUAGGAAUGCUAAAGUUUUUGCAAACACUAGAUUUGAGAGGGACCUGGGCAGAAUUGCCAUCAAGUGUUGUUGGACUUGAGCAUUUGAUUUUCCUGCAUCUUUCUUUAGUUAUGGAAUUGCCAAUUGGGUUGAGGAAUCUGACGUCCCUUGAAGAGUUGACUGGAGUGCAUGUGGGUUCGUUUUGUGCAAAAAUUGUGAAAGAGUUGGGUUAUCUGACCAAACUUAGGGUGCUUGACAUUAAUUGGAGAGGGUCGGAGAAAAAUAGAGAGGAUCGAGAUCUUGCAGAUUUCUUGUGCAGCCUACACAACCUCCAGAAUCUAGAAAUCCGUGGUGGUGAUGACCAUGUCUAUCUAAGGCGGGACUGGGUGCCCUCUCCUCACCUCCGUAGACUUGUGUUGCACGGAUGGUUACAGGAGUUGCCAACAUGGCUAAGCACCUCGUCGCUCCCCCUACUUUCCUACCUGGAUAUAAAUGUCCGUCAAGUGUUGUCGAAGGACAUUCAGACCGUUGGGAUGCUGAAAUCUCUUCAUUUUGUCAGUCUGAAAACAGGCACUGGACAGUGUGAUGUGGAGAGGUUGGUGCUGUUGAGAAAAUAGGCAAUUUUCCGAGUA
Molecule: messenger RNA, 2877 nt
Organism: Hordeum vulgare subsp. vulgare (domesticated barley)
Lineage: Eukaryota; Viridiplantae; Streptophyta; Magnoliopsida; Poales; Poaceae
Product: disease resistance protein RGA5-like
Exons: 3
Coding region: 355-2862 (835 amino acids)
Biological process (GO): defense response to other organism
Molecular function (GO): ADP binding
Source: RefSeq, a predicted model, not a curated record